This is a messenger RNA of Hipposideros armiger (great roundleaf bat), 1204 nucleotides long. RefSeq names its product MAPK regulated corepressor interacting protein 1 (gene MCRIP1). The coding region runs from base 105 to 398 and encodes 97 amino acids. The record is from RefSeq and is a predicted model, not a curated record. Lineage: Eukaryota; Metazoa; Chordata; Mammalia; Chiroptera; Hipposideridae. The transcript has 5 exons.
UCCGGCCGGGCCCCAGCUGGCGGAGGCGGAGGAGGCGGCGGCGGCUGAGCGGCGAGAGGCUGAGGGGAUCUGGCAGCAGAACGCGAGGACCAGACGCCCCAGCGAUGACCAGUUCCCCGGUCUCCAGGGUCGUCUACAACGGCAAGAGGAACAGUAGCCCCCGUUCUCCCCCCAACAGCAGCGAGAUCUUCACCCCGGCCCAUGAGGAGAAUGUGCGCUUCAUUUACGAAGCCUGGCAGGGCGUGGAGCGCGACCUGCGGAGCCAGGUGGCGGGCGGCGAGCGGGGCCUGGUGGAGGAGUACGUGGAGAAGGUCCCUAACCCCAGCCUGAAGACCUUCAAGCCCAUCGACCUGAGUGACCUGAAGCGCCGGAACACGCAGGACGCCAAGAAGUCCUAAAGCUCAGGCCCUCCCCUGGCCUCUGGGGGAGCUGGUGCAGCCUGGUGGCCUUCUCUCCUGUGGGCUCAGCUCCUGGGGGUGGGGGUGGGGAGGGGGCCGCAAAUCCCAGGACCAGGAGGCGUGAUUGGUGGCCAAGGCCUGCCCCUCCCCUAAGCCCCGCUUUCCUCUGGCCGGUCUCUAGCUGCUCCUGUUGCCGAGAGGGUCUGGGCCCCGCCAGUCCCUGCCUUCUCUGGGGCCUAGCUGUGUCUGGAGCUUCCUUGCCCCACCUGCCCGCCCCCCACCGGACCUUGACCCUGACUCUGCUCCCCUCCCAUCACCUCUUCUGCCCCACCCUGGCCCCUGGCCCCCUCAGGAUCAGGAUGGAGGUGAGGGGGCCUUCCUUGUCACCUGGUCCUGUGGGACUGGGCCAGGUUUGUCCCUGAGGUGGCCAGGAGGCAGGACGUGGGCCGCUCCACCCACAGCCAGCGUGGGUCUGCCACUGCUGCUUCUCUGGCCUGGACACACUGGGGAGGGAAUAGUCCCCCACACUGUCCCGCCCAGCCCCUCCCCGCCUGCACCAGCUCUCCGGGCCUGGGACACCACACGCCCCUCACAGGGUCCUGGGUGACCAGGCCUGGCCCCUGGUGUCUGCGCCCCUGUGGCCACAGCAGCCCCCUCAGGCAGGGCUGUGAGGUUGCCCAGUGGGUCCUGGCUCUGUGCAGUGUGCUGGGGAGGCCAGCAGGGCCCCUUUUUCUUCCUGUGCUCUCCACAAGUGUCUGCGGUGAGCCUGAGGACCAGUGAAUAAAGGCGGGCGGCACUGCAUCGGC